AGUAUUUGCUACAUUACUCUGGCUUAUUCCUCCUUAUUUUCUUGAUGAGAUGAUUGACCCUUCAUGAUGUUCUAUGUUUUUAAAAUAAUAAUAAUAAUAAUAAUAAGUCGUAAUCUUUGUGCAUUAAUUUUCAUUUGUUUGCUUAAAUAAUCUCUUUGUUGCAUUUCAGCGGAUAUCAAUUGCUACGAGAUCCACACUACAACAAAGGGCUUGCCUUUACUGAGAAAGAGAGGGAUGCCCACUUUCUACGUGGUCUUCUUCCCCCUGGCAUUGUUAGUCAAGAGAUUCAGGUUAAGAAAAUGAUGCACAAUAUGCGUCAGUACCAAGUACCAUUGCAAAGGUACAUGGCUAUGAUGGAUCUUCAGGAAAGAAAUGAAAGGCUGUUCUACAAGCUUCUCAUUGAAAAUGUUGAGGAGCUGCUCCCAGUGGUCUACACUCCAACUGUUGGUGAGGCCUGCCAAAAAUACGGGAGUAUCUUUAGGCAACCUCAGGGUCUCUUUAUAAGUUUGAAAGAAAAGGGAAGAAUUCUCGAGGUUCUGAAAAAUUGGCCUGAAAAGAAGAUACAAGUUAUUGUCGUGACUGACGGUGAGCGGAUUUUGGGGCUUGGAGACCUUGGCUGCCAGGGAAUGGGGAUACCCGUAGGGAAGCUUUCCUUAUAUUCAGCUCUUGGUGGCAUUCGUCCUUCUGCUUGCUUGCCCGUGACAAUUGACGUGGGGACAAACAAUGAGACAUUGUUAGAGGACGAAUUUUAUAUUGGGCUCAGGCGAAGGAGAGCGACUGGGCAGGAAUAUUCCGAACUUCUGCACGAGUUUAUGUCUGCAGUCAAGCAAAAUUAUGGGGAAAAAGUCCUCAUUCAGUUUGAAGACUUUGCAAAUCAUAAUGCAUUUGAUCUCCUUGCGAAGUAUGGGACUUCCCAUCUUGUUUUCAACGAUGAUAUAGAGGGGACAGCAUCUGUGGUCCUUGCUGGGCUUAUUGCUGCAUUGAAAUUAGUCGGGGGAACCUUGGCUGAACAUAGGUUCUUAUUCCUUGGAGCAGGAGAGGUGUUUCUCCCAACUCAUCUAUAUAUUAUGUUAUUAAUCAUCUCAUCUAAAAGAUUAAGCGGUAUAGAAGUAUCACAUCUAUAUGUGUGUGUGUGUGUGUGUGGACAAGCAGCUUUGUUGGUUUCCUUGGUAUUUUUCAUGGUUCACAAUUCUUAUGUCGGUUUCCACAUGAGAUUUCUCAUGUGCGGACCAAGAACAUCCUUAUCAAUGCCCACGCCUCACACGUAUUGA
Molecule: messenger RNA, 1271 nt
Organism: Olea europaea var. sylvestris
Lineage: Eukaryota; Viridiplantae; Streptophyta; Magnoliopsida; Lamiales; Oleaceae
Product: NADP-dependent malic enzyme-like
Exons: 10
Coding region: 300-1271 (323 amino acids)
Biological process (GO): pyruvate metabolic process; malate metabolic process
Cellular component (GO): chloroplast
Molecular function (GO): malate dehydrogenase (decarboxylating) (NADP+) activity; malate dehydrogenase (decarboxylating) (NAD+) activity; NAD binding
Source: RefSeq, a predicted model, not a curated record